CACAUGGCCGCGCCGCCGGCAGCUCGACGCCCCGGCCUGGCUCCGGCUCCGGCUCCGCGAGCGGCAGCAGGCGGCGGCCCGAGGCAGCGGUCCGCGCUCCCCAGACGCAUAGGGCGAGCCCUGCCUAGUGCAUGGCCGGCCGCACGCGACCGCCUCCCCGGAGGGACCACGCGCCCAGAGAGGAGACGGCGUGGGGCGGCAGGGAGCGAAGAAAAUCCCGAGGGACGAGAGUCGCGUCCCCGGGGGCCUCGCCGCCCAGUCAGGAACCGGGCCGGGGUCGCCGCCCGCACGAGUUUCCUGGUCCCGACCGGCGUGGAGCGAGGAAGCCCCCGCCCCCGGCGCGCUCGCGGGGCCGGCUCAGAGGGCGCACCUGUCUGCCCCGCUCCCCGAGGCCCGCUCGCCUGGCGACUCCACAGAGGCGGCCUUAACGGCUUAAGCAGGAAAAUAGAACUGAUCGGCGAAAGCGUGUGGAACCGACCAAGGCGGUCUACAGAUCCCCCCCGCGGGCUGCUGGUUUCCUUUCAGAAAUCAGAACAGGUCACACACUGGGCCAAGAUGAUGCCGUUGCCAACGAUUUGUUUUGUUCACCCUGUCCCUAGUUGCGCAUCCUCAACAGGGAGCAUUGGCACUGUUAACCAAAGUUCGUGAGGGUUGUUUAUUUUUUUCCCCUUUAAAAAAAAGUCACCUUUGGGGCGGCCAGCGCGCAGCCAGGGACACUGCCAUCCCCACAUCCCAGCGCCAGUUCCAGUUCCGGCUGCUCCACUUCCGAUCCAGCUCCCACUCGUGCACCUGGGAAAGCAGAGGGUGAUGGUACAAGUACUUGGGCCCCCUGCGCGCACCCACGUGGGACACCCGGGUGGAGCUCCAGGCUCCUGGUUUUGGCCUGGCCCAGCCCUGGCUGUUGUGGCCAUUCGGGAAGUGAACCAGCGGUUGGAAGUUAUUUUUUAUGAUUUUUUAAUUUUUUUUUUUUUUGCUUUCUGUCCCUCCCUCUCUGUCAUUGUGCCUAUCAAAUAAAGAGCUGUUUUUUAAAGUCACCCUGUGAAAAAAAAAUUUAAAAAUCACCUUGCACUUGCUUGUUAAGACACUUCCUGUUCAGGCAGUGCAGAAAAAUAAUAUCUUAACUUCCUACUGUUAGUAAAAUGGCGCGAUCUACCCCCUUCCCUCCAGUCUGUCGGGAUUCCUCCAAUAAACUCUUUCGCUUACUCCAGUGUUUGCUGUGUUUCUAUGGUGGCCUUACACCUACCCUCCGAAGUUGAAUGGUAGGGAAUUGGCAAAAUCGAGUCCUGCUCCAGAUCCCAGAAUUUACCCAGCACGCUUCUGGGAAACCAGAAUUUUAUUUUACUAGAACACAACAGCAUCUGCUGCCCUAUUUAAAGUCAUGGUUAAUCAUAAAACCUACUCCAGUGUUGAGGGACUGCUGGGGGGAGAGAGAAGAAAGGUGAUUGCUGUAGGUUUCGACAUGUAACCAAAUAAACUCUAAAAUUGGGGUUAGGCAGGCCAGAUGGCAAGAGUCCAACAAAAAUCACAGAAACACUUUUCUCAGUAUUUUCCAUGGAAGCAAUUAGUCUUUUUUAUU
This is a messenger RNA of Oryctolagus cuniculus (rabbit), 1576 nucleotides long. Lineage: Eukaryota; Metazoa; Chordata; Mammalia; Lagomorpha; Leporidae. The record is from RefSeq and is a predicted model, not a curated record.